AUAGAUUAACGGUGGUUCCGAACUUACACAUUCUUGAUUAUACGAUCGAUCAAUUGUCAAAUGAUGAAACUUGCGCUGAAGUUUCAUAUUCCAGUCAGAAGGUAUAUAAUGCUGUUGACGUUCCAACAUCAUGGGCUUGAGUGCACGCGAUAUUGCAUUUGUCAUUGCCAUUUCUGGCGUCACAACUCUGAAUGUUUUUCUCCUGGGCUCAGUGACAGUCGCACUUCCCACUAUCGGAAGAGACCUUCAUUUCCAAGAGGCUGACCUUCACUGGCCGGUGAAUGUGAAUUCUUUGUCAUAUGGUUGCUUGAUUUUAUUCUGCGGAAGACUGGGGGACAUAAUUGGAGGCCGCUUCAUGUUCCUAGUUGGGUCUAUGUGGUUCGCAAUUUGGAGUCUUGCAACAGCCUUUGCUCCAAGCUCAACGAUUUUCAUCGUAGAUAUGGCGCUGUUGGGAAUAGGAUCGGCUGCUAACACUCCUGCUGCGAUUGGAUUAUGUUCAUCAUACUUUCCGCCAGGGGAAAACAGGAACAAGGCCUUUAGCGUACUAGGCGUUGGCCAGCCUGUGGGAUUUAUCCUGGGCCUGAUUGCUAGCGGUCUUUUGACCGAAAGUCGCGCCACAUGGCGUUCUUUGUUCUACAUACAAGCUGCUCUUGCUGUUUUCUUCGUUUGUCUUGCUUUCGUGGCAUUCCCAAAAGAUCGCUCGAAUCGACGUUAUGAAAAAGGUUUAGACUGGGGUGGCGUGGUGUUGAGUACAGCUGGCCUUGGGCUUCUGACAUACAGUCUCUCCGACUCCACAACAGCUUCGAAGGGUUGGUUAGCUCCCCAGGUCCCCAGCCUAUUAUCCGUGUCCAUUCUUUUGCUAGUCAUUUUUGUGUACUUCGAGCGCUGGAGGGAAUCAAGAAACAAGUCUGUUCUCAUACCUCCGAGCAUAUGGAGGCAACCCGGAGCAAAAUUGGGUCCCCUCGUUGGUGUGGUAUUUUUUGGUUGGUUUAGCUUUGAUACUCUAAACUAUUUCUUCACACUAUACUACCAACAGGUACAACUACUAAAUCCCUUGCAAACUUCUCUUCGGUUCAUACCCAUGGCUAUCGCUGGAGCGAUUCCUAGCAUUGCAGCGGGAUAUUUUGUUGCUCGUGUGCCCGCGCAGAUCUUAAUGUUGUUCGGUUUGCUCGUUAGCAUGGCGGCAACCCUAAUCUUCGCUCUAAUAAAUCCUGAUCUCGGCUUCUGGCGCAUGGCUUUUUUUAUGAUGAUUACCAUCGUUGGGGUGGAUAUCGUGUAUCCAUUAGGGAACCAACAAAUCGCUGCAACAUUUGAUGAAGAUUCACAAUCCCUUGCGGGUAGCAUUUUCAGCGUUACCACAAGGCUCGCUACAGCGCUAGGACUUGCGGUGACGUCUGGGAUAGCGGCAUCUGUAUCCAAAGCGUACAACGAGAAGCAUCCACACCUCGAUGCGGAGUCGCCAGAAGUCUUGAUGGUCGGUUUCCGAGCGGCUGGAUGGACUUGUUUCGCAUCGACAGUUUUGAGCAUAAUGGUUGUGAUUUUUGGGUUGAGAGGCUUGGGUGUCAUCGGCAAAAGAGCGUGCGCAAGCGAGCAUGCGGCACGGCCAGAUGACCUGCAAUUGAGGGAAUUAAGGGAAGGAGAACAUGUCAAUUCAAAGUUGCGCCAGGGUGUCCCAGAGUCGCUCAAUAUAAAGGGUGCAGCGAUACAAGGCUGACGCGUUGUCGUGGACACCCCCACCUGCCUCUGGGCGCACCUCGUUCUUUUGUUUUACGUGAUAGCGGUCUCGAAUAGUAAGCAUUGCUCUGAACUUUCUGCAUGGUUACUACCAGUUCCGAAUCUGUGCAAUAGUACUGGAUAUGUUUGUACAAGUAUGCUCGUUCCCUGA
Messenger RNA from Suillus paluster, 1885 nucleotides. RefSeq names its product major facilitator superfamily domain-containing protein. The coding region runs from base 131 to 1714 and encodes 527 amino acids. The record is from RefSeq and is a predicted model, not a curated record. Gene Ontology annotation, cellular component: membrane. NCBI's taxonomy places the organism in Eukaryota, Fungi, Basidiomycota, Agaricomycetes, Boletales, Suillaceae. Gene Ontology annotation, biological process: transmembrane transport. Gene Ontology annotation, molecular function: transmembrane transporter activity. The transcript has 14 exons.